This is a messenger RNA of Thermothielavioides terrestris NRRL 8126, 1868 nucleotides long. RefSeq lists its product as uncharacterized. Lineage: Eukaryota; Fungi; Ascomycota; Sordariomycetes; Sordariales; Chaetomiaceae. Gene Ontology annotation, molecular function: inositol phosphoceramide synthase activity. The record is from RefSeq and is a predicted model, not a curated record. The transcript has 2 exons. Gene Ontology annotation, biological process: sphingolipid biosynthetic process; inositol phosphoceramide metabolic process. Gene Ontology annotation, cellular component: inositol phosphoceramide synthase complex. The coding region runs from base 178 to 1599 and encodes 473 amino acids.
AUUCCCAUCCUUCCCUCCUUCACCAAUCCUCCUCCGCCGCCGCCAUUUCCCGCUUCACCUCCGCCACGGAACCGCGGACGUGUCGCGUUCCGUCGGACGGUGUUCGGGCUCUCGGCUGCGCUUAAAACGACCAUUCCAUCAAGCCGCUCUUGUUCUCUGGCCUUUCCAUCGCCGCCCAUGGACGCCGUUCAGGAGUUCCCGGCGAUGCUCGCCCAGGCCACGGCCAUGAAGCCGAAGCUGCUGCCCCUCAGAUGGCCUGGUACACUCGCCCAGCUCAAUCCGAUACCGCACAAGUUUCGGCCGGUCCGGAAACUGCGCCUACGCCUGCGACCGCACGGCUCGUCGAAGAGCCAGGCCCAGGCCGACGACGUCACGAGGCUGCAGACCUCGUUCGACGUGCGCAGGUCGCUGAGCGCGCUGCGCACAAGGAGAUGGAGUCUCUGGGAUUUGCAAUACCUGGUUUUAUUUGGGUAUAUCGUCUUCUCGCUGGCUAUCUUGCCGUCCGCGCCGCUCCUCAAGACGGGCGUCCUGGUCGUGCUCGGGCUCGUGCUCCUCAUGCCCAUCACACAGCAGUUUUUCCUACCGUCCUUGCCAAUAUGGACGUAUCUGCUGUAUUUUUUCUCAAGCCGAUUCAUCGCUCCUGAAUACCGGCCACACAUUUGGGUCAAAGUGCUUCCUGCAUUGGAGAACGUCAUGUAUGGUGCGAAUCUCUCAAAUAUCCUCUCCGCCCACACGCACGCGAUCCUCGACAUUCUCGCUUGGGUGCCCUACGGCCUCGGCCACUUUGCGCUUCCCGCCAUCUGCUCCGCCUUCAUGUUCCUCUUCGCCGCACCCGGCACCACCCCCGUCUUCGCCCGCGCCUUCGGCUACAUGUCGAUGCUGGGCGUCACAAUCCAGCUCAUCUUUCCCUGCACGCCACCAUGGUACGAGAAGCUGCACGGGCUCGAGCCGGCGCAUUACGGCAUGGAAGGAUCCCCCGCCGGCCUGCGCCGCGUGGACGAGCUGCUCGGCGUCGACAUGUAUACGACGAGCUUCACGACCGCCCCGCUGCCCUUCGGCGCCUUUCCAAGCCUGCAUGCGGCCGAUGCUAUCCUCGAGGCUCUUUUUAUGCAGUACUGCUUCCCGCGCUUCCGCCCCUUCUUCAUCUUCUACGCUGUCUGGAUCUCCUGGUCGACCAUGUACCUCAACCACCACUAUGCGAUCGACCUCGUCGGUGGCGCCAUCUUCGCCGCCGUCGCCUACUACAUAGCCCGCACCAAGUUCCUACCGCGCCCGCAGCUCGACAAGACGACCCGCUGGGAGUACGAGUACGUCGAAUUCGGCGACCGGCCAAGGUCGUUUGACGAGGAGUCGGGACUCGGCAACGGCUACGGCUUGGGCCUGCUCCAGCGGCCGGGGUCGAGCGACAGCGAUGAGUGGACGCUGGGCAGCAGCUCGAGCUUCGAUUCGAUCAGCCGCGGUGACACCCUCUGCGGGAGCAGCAGCAGCACGCCGGGAAUCCUAAGCCCGACCACUCCGAACGACGACCAUUACGACGUCUGGAGCAAGGUUAGGUUGCCCAAGGAAGGCGAUUCGACCGACGUGUACGUCGCGAGGUAGCCUUUCAGCCCUUCUCCGCCGCCGUCCCUGAUUCCUGUUCGCCUGGUGAUGUCUGGGACACGCAGGUUAAUUCAACCUAUCCCGGAUCCCCCCCUCACGGCCUUCUCACAUUCUCCUCGGAUUCCUUGGCCGGCGUGUCUGCCGCUAGUGGCAGAGCAAUGCUCCCAUUCUUAUCUGGGGAUCGGGUUGGUCGGGCGGCGGGCCUGCGGAUCGACGAUUCGGAACUGGGUUAAUUCCUCCUUCUCCUCCCCUUUUUUCUCCAAUUAAAU